AGCAAAGUUUGAGAGCUCUCUUCUUCUCUUUUCUCUCAAUUCUCUUUUUGAAAACCAACUGUACGGCUCUGUUGUCCCUCUGACCGUGGCUCAGGGAACAGUGGGCUCCUUCCAGACCCGGCACUGGAGAGCUGGGCAGAGCAACCUAGCACAAUGAAGGGGCUCAUGUGCUUUCUUGUAUGCUUCCUCCUUUCUGAAUCACAGGGCUUCGAAAUCCCCACCAAUGGACUUUCAGAGUUUGCAGAAUAUGGAGACCUUGUGGAACUGGCCCCAGGCAAAUUUCAAUUUGUGCCAGAGAACCGGAGGUACCAGAGGAGUGUUUCUGGAGAAUCUGGAGAAAUUAUGGAAGAUGUUGAUCAAGUGACUCUUUAUAGCUAUAAAGUCCGGUCUACUAUCACUUCCCGAAUGGCCAACACUGUCAUCCAGACCAAAGUGGUGAACCACUCCCCACAGCCUCAGAAUGUCGUGUUCGAUGUGCAGAUUCCCAAAGGAGCCUUCAUCUCCAACUUCUCCAUGACUGUGGAUGGCACGACAUUUACUAGUUCUGUUAAGGAGAAAACGGUGGGCCGGGCCCUCUACUCGCAGGCCAGAGCAAAAGGCAAAAUGGCUGGAUUGGUGAGGAGCAGAGCCCUCGAUAUGGAGAACUUCAAAACCGAAGUGAACAUCGCCCCCGGAGCAAAGGUGCAGUUUGAACUUCAUUACCAGGAAGUGAAGUGGAGGAAGCUGGGGUCCUACGAGCACAGGCUCCACCUGCAGCCGGGACGACUGGCCAAGCACCUGGAGGUAGAUGUGUGGAUUAUUGAACCUCAGGGAAUGAGAUUUCUUCAUGUUCUGGACACAUUUGAUGGGCAUUUUGAUGGAGUUCCCGUCGUAUCUAAAGGACACCAGAAGGCACACGUCACCUUCAAGCCCACGGUAGCACAGCAAAGAAAAUGCUCCAACUGCUCUGAGACUGCGGUCGAUGGUGAGCUCGUGGUGAUGUAUGAUGUGAACAGAGAGGAGAAAGUCGGUGAGCUUCAGGUGUUUAAUGGAUAUUUUGUCCACUUCUUUGCUCCUGAGAACAUGGACCCAAUUCCAAAAAACAUCCUCUUUGUCAUCGACGUUAGUGGCUCAAUGUGGGGAAUAAAAAUGAAACAGACAGUGGAAGCGAUGAAGACCAUAUUGGAUGAUCUACGCGCUGAAGACCAUUUCUCCAUGGUUGAUUUCAACCACAAUGUUCGAACCUGGAGAAACGAUUUAGUCCCAGCUACUAAAACACAGAUUGCAGAUGCCAAGAAUUACAUUCACAAAAUCCAGCCCAGUGGAGGGACGAAUAUCAACGAAGCACUCCUGCGGGCCAUCUUUAUUUUGAAUGAAGCCAAUAACUUGGGACUGUUGGACCCCAACGCAGUCUCGCUGAUCAUUUUGGUGUCUGACGGCGAUCCGACAGUAGGGGAAUUGAAAUUGUCAAAAAUUCAGAAAAACGUGAAGCAGAACAUACGAGAAAACAUCUCCUUGUUCAGUUUGGGGAUAGGAUUUGAUGUUGACUAUGAUUUUUUGAAGAGACUCUCCAACGAAAACCGUGGGAUCGCGCAAAGGAUUUAUGGAAACCAGGACACUUCUGCCCAGCUCAAGAAAUUCUACAACCAGGUCUCGACUCCCUUGCUCCGGAAUGUUCAGUUCAACUAUCCCCAAACACCAGUAACAGAUGUCACUCAAAACAGUUUCCAUAACUAUUUUGGAGGCUCAGAGAUCGUGGUGGCAGGAAAAGUUGACCCUGAUAAAUUGGAGCAGUUACAGAGUAUUAUCACUGCAACUUCGGCUAAUGCAGAGUUAGUGUUGGAAACCCUGGCCGAGAUGGAUGGCUUGGAGGAUUUUCUAUCCAAAGACAAGCGUGCAGAUCCUGAUUUCACCAAGAAAUUGUGGGCCUAUCUGACCAUCAACCAACUUCUGGCUGAACGGAGCCUGGCUCCUACAGCUGCUGUGAAAAGGAAAAUUACAAAAACAAUCCUGCAGAUGUCUCUGGAUCACCAUAUAGUGACCCCCCUCACAUCCAUGGUGAUAGAGAAUGACGCCGGGGAUGAACGCAUGCUGGCAGACUCCCCUCCACAAGACCAUUCUUGCUGUUCAGGUGCCCUGUAUUAUGGCAACAGAGUUGCUCCAAAUUCAUUCCCACCUUGGGUGAACCCUUCACCGACACAAAUGGUCCCAAUGCCCGCGGUUGGCGCUCCAGUGCUUGAGACAACCCCUCCUCCACACGUAAUGAGAGUUGAAAAUGACCCACACUUCAUCAUCUACCUACCAAAAAGCCAAAAGAAUAUUUGUUUCAAUAUUGACUCAGAACCUGGAAAAAUCCUCAAUCUUGUUUCUGAUCCAGAAUUAGGGAUUUUGGUCAAUGGACAGCUCAUUGGUGCCAAGAAGCCCAAGAAUGAAAAACUAAGCACCUAUUUUGGGAAACUGGGAUUUUAUUUCCAACAUGAGGGCAUGAAAAUAGAAAUCAGCACCGAGACCAUCUCCCUGAGCAGGGGCUCUCGAACAUCCGUCUUGUCCUGGUCUGACACGGCCCACGUUCUUAACCAGAGGGUGCUUGUCUCGGUGAAGAAAGAGAAAACUGUGACUAUCACCCUGGAUAAAGAGAUGUCCUUCUCUGUUUUACUUCAUCGCGUUUGGAAGAAGCAUCCGAUCAAUGUCGACUUUUUGGGGAUCUACAUCCCCCCCACAAACAAGUUUUCUCCUAAUGUACACGGGUUGAUAGGCCAGUUCAUGUAUGAGCCAAAGAUACGUAUCUUCAAUGAGCGACCAGGAAAGGACCCUGAGAAGCCAGAGGCAAACAUGGACGUGAAGGGACAAAAGCUGAUUGUCACCAGAGGCCUCCAGAAGGACUACCGGACAGACAGAGUGUUUGGGACCGACGUUCCUUGUUGGUUUGUGCACAACAGUGGGAAAGGCUUCAUCGACGGACAUUACAAGGAUUACUUUGUGCCUCAGCUCUACAGCUUUCUCAAGUGGCCUUGAAAAGUUUAUAGUUGGGGAAAUUCUAUGUAUAAAUAUACAUUUUUUUCCUGCCACCUUUGUAGUCAUUCUUGAGUUUGAAUAAUUAAAAACUAACCAGAUAUCAUGGUGGUUUAUAAAACCUGUUAACACACCUGAAGAGAAUAAAUACUUUGCAAAGAA
Molecule: messenger RNA, 3153 nt
Organism: Balaenoptera musculus (blue whale)
Lineage: Eukaryota; Metazoa; Chordata; Mammalia; Artiodactyla; Balaenopteridae
Gene: ITIH2
Product: inter-alpha-trypsin inhibitor heavy chain 2
Exons: 21
Coding region: 154-2994 (946 amino acids)
Biological process (GO): hyaluronan metabolic process
Molecular function (GO): serine-type endopeptidase inhibitor activity
Source: RefSeq, a predicted model, not a curated record